AUGGUCAACUCUCCAGAAGGAUGACUUUUGGCAGAACCUUCAUUUGGUAACGUUAUGCUUUUCUUUCUGAUGCUCAGGGUUUUGCCAAUGGAAAUAGAAGCAUUUCAUUUUCUUUUUUUUUCUGAAUAAGAAAGAAAAGUUGGAAAAUAAAGGUAUCAGUAAAGUUCAUACAUGGAAUACCAGUUCUUUUGACAAGAAAAUGACCAAUCUACAGUGUAUAGUCUGAACGUAAAUUAGGGGACAUUUUUAAUUAAAAGAACCCUGAAGAAUCGAUAUUAUAAAAUGAUUUGGUCAUCUGAACUUGUCAUGGAGGAAACCAAUCAGCUGUGAACAAACACUCUUCUUCAGAUGUCUGUGUGACUGAAAGCAGUUUGUUCCGUAUCAUUUUGAAAAACUCCAACAUGACCCACUAUAGAAGAUAUUUUCUCAUUUCUUGGAGGUGCUCCCUGAUGUCUAUUUUCUUGAUUGGCUCCAUCUGUUUUCUAGGGAUAUAUUUGUUUUUCAUUCCUAAGACUUUUAAUUACUUUGUUGUUUUAGCAAAAAUCAAAGUUAAAGAAAACACUGAUUUGAGUUCAAUGAAAAGAUCUGCAUUUCCUGCCAAAGAAUAUGACAAACCUGCGACAGCAAAAAAAAACAUUUCCUUCAGAAGCAAUGUUUCUAGCUUCAAACAAUUCUUACUAAACAGGAAGGUAGAGGGACUAACUGUAAAUGCAGCACCAUUUGCUAGUGAACUCAAUCCUAUUCAGUCCUUUAGGUUUGUUAUUAACGAAAGAGAUAUAUGUAAUGAAAUAACUCCUUUUUUAAUACUAUUAAUAGCAACCAAAGCUGAUGAAAAGCAGCACAGGGAAGCCAUCAGGAAAACCUGGGGAAACGAAUCUGUGGUUCCAGGAAUAAAGGUUGUUCGCUUAUUUAUGUUGGGUGCUAACGACAAAGAGCAAAAUGAAGCCCUACUGAGGGAAAGCAAUCAAUAUCAUGACAUCAUUCAACAAGACUUUUUGGACACCUACAAGAACCUAACUCUUAAAACCAUAAUGGGUUUGAAGUGGGUUACCACCUACUGUGGUGGUGCAAAUUUUGUCAUGAAAACAGACACUGAUGUUUUUGUUAAUACAGAAUAUUUAAUACAAAGGCUCCUAAAACCACUUAUGCCUCCUUCACAGUAUUAUUUCACUGGCUACCUUAUAAGAAAUGGUCAGCCUCAUCGAAAUAAUGAAAGCAAAUGGUACAUGCCAAAGGAAGUCUACUCAGCUGAGCGGUACCCUGAUUUUUGUUCAGGAACUGGGUAUGUUUUAUCAGGAACCCUGGCUGCAAAAAUUGUCAAGGCAUCUUUAAAAGUAAAGUAUAUAUACUUGGAAGAUAUUUAUGUAGCUCUUUGUCUUGAACAAGAGGGAAUUAAUAUGGUACCCCCACCUGAAAACUACUUGUUUAAUGUAUAUAAAGUCCCAUUUUCUCCUUGUACAUACAGCAGACUGAUUACCUCCCAUGGAAUUAAUCCAGAUGAACAGAUAACAUACUGGGAAACAUUGCAAAGUAACAAAUAUGUCUGUAGUAAAUAAAGCAAAUGUAUGGCAGAGAUUGUCUGGGAUUACGAUAUUGGCUUCUACAGUAUUUCAGCCUUAUCAUUGCUGAAUAAAAACAAUGAGGAGUCCGGUGGCACCUUAAAGAUUAAUAAAUUUAUUUGGGCAUAAACUUUCAUGGGUAACCCCCCCACACACUUCUUCAGAUACAUGGAGUGAAAAUUACAGAUACAGGCAUAAAUAUAUUGGCACAUGAAGAGAAGGGAGUUACCUUACAAGUGGAGAACCAGUGUUGAGAAGGCAAAUUCAGUCAGGGUGAAUGUGGUCCACUCCCAAUAACUGAUGAGGAGGUGUCAAUACCAAGAGAGAGAGAAUUGCUUUUGUAGUGAGCCAGCCACCCCCAGUCCCUA
Molecule: messenger RNA, 1927 nt
Organism: Mauremys reevesii (Reeves's turtle)
Lineage: Eukaryota; Metazoa; Chordata; Testudines; Geoemydidae
Product: beta-1,3-galactosyltransferase 2-like
Exons: 2
Coding region: 402-1556 (384 amino acids)
Cellular component (GO): membrane
Molecular function (GO): N-acetyl-beta-D-glucosaminide beta-(1,3)-galactosyltransferase activity
Source: RefSeq, a predicted model, not a curated record